GGUGCAGUAGGUUCCGGCAAUCGUAGGCGUUCAGUAAUUGCAUGCAUUUCAAUCGGCGUGAAUUCAAAGUAUUUCGGCGAUGAUUCACUGCUUGUCAACCAUUCGUCUCCGACACCGCCAAGUCGUACAGAUAGAUCAUCUACUAUUGAGUGGAUUUCCUGAAAAUGACAAUUGA
Haemonchus placei is the source of this 175-nucleotide messenger RNA. Lineage: Eukaryota; Metazoa; Nematoda; Chromadorea; Rhabditida; Trichostrongylidae. The record is from the annotation of a GenBank genome assembly.